Molecule: messenger RNA, 3203 nt
Organism: Bufo bufo (common toad)
Lineage: Eukaryota; Metazoa; Chordata; Amphibia; Anura; Bufonidae
Gene: GTF2IRD1
Product: GTF2I repeat domain containing 1
Exons: 27
Coding region: 179-3070 (963 amino acids)
Cellular component (GO): nucleus
Molecular function (GO): DNA-binding transcription factor activity
Source: RefSeq, a predicted model, not a curated record
GGCUCUCUCUGCAGACAGGAGCACGGGGGGCUGAUACUGCGGAUUGGGGGGAAGCUGCUGCUGCUCUGGGAGGAAUUACAAAUCCCCUUCACCCUGCUGUACAGCAGCACCACAGCCCUCCCCUCCUCUCAUAGAAGCUGGAGGAUCUCACCCACCACUACUGGCACCUCUCCUGAAUAUGGCACUUGCAGGAAAGCACUAUGAAGGACCCGUGAACAACUCCAGACCUGAUUUGUGGAUUUCAGCUUCUCCUAAUGGAAAAGAUGAAAUUAUUACAAGCCUUGUAUCUGCCAUAGAUUCAAUGUGCACUGCCCUAUCCAAGCUCAAUGCUGAAGUUGCCUGCAUAGCAGUUCAUGAGAACAGUUCCUAUAUUGUUGGAACUGAGAGGGGGAAAUUUUUUUUAAACUCCAGAAAAGAGUUGCAAACAGAUUUCCAACGAUUCUGUGUGGGUGAUCUUAGAACAGAACAGGAAACAGAUGGCCCUAUGAGAAGCAGGGACUGCAACCAGAAUGUCCAGAGAGUAUCUCCAGGACCAAGUACUGAUAUUUACCUUCUCAGGAAGAUGGUUGAAGAGAUCUUUGAAGUGCUGUACAGUGAGGCUUUGGGAAUGUCUAAUGUUGUUCCGGUGCCAUAUGACAAGAUAAUGAAGGAUCCUAGUUCAUUGGUGGUGCUUGGUUUACCUGAUGGCAUCCCCUUCCAAAAGCCUUCUGAAUAUAAUUUAAAAAAUCUGAUGCUUAUUUUAGAACACAGUCACCAUAUCCGAUUUAAUCUAAGAUCUGUUGAAGAACCCAGCAAAGAGCUCAAACCGUGUCAUGAUUUCAACUGCUCACCUGUUACAACAGCAAAUAUUGUUCCAGACACAGGUCCUAGUGCCAAAGUCCCAAAGCCUUCAGCUCACGAAAAUCCAUCCAAUAUAUCAAACUUGGUGUACAGUGUCUCCUUACCCAACCCACUAUGUAUGGAGGUAAAACAGGAGGUUCACGCAAAUAUUCCUGGGCACAGUACAGCCAGUGAUGUGCUGGGUCACAAGUCACCAGGAGAGCAGAUGCAGGACUACUCAGAUUCUGGUGAGGAUGGCCAUGCGCUUACCAGUGGACAGCAGGCGUCGUCAGCAAGUAGUAGCCUCAGACAGAAUGUCCAUGCCUCAAAAUGGGUGUUGUUUUCGAUAGUUCACGAUAAAACAGAGAAAUGGGACAGUUUCAUUAAGGAAACAGAGGAUAUCAAUACCCUCAGGGAGUGUGUACAGAUCUUGUUUAACAGCAGAUACGCUGAAGCUUUAGGUCUUGAUCACAUGGUGCCGGUACCUUAUCGGAAGAUUGCUUGUCACCCAGAAGCAGUAGAGAUUAUAGGAAUACCUGAUAAAAUCCCUUUCAAAAGACCAUGUACUUAUGGAGUUCCUAAACUCAAGAGAAUCCUGGAAGAGCGGCACAAGAUACACUUCAAAAUUAAAAGUAUGUUUGAUCAGAGAAUCUUUGAAGGUGCUAAAUUUACCAAAGAAACCUUAAAGCCGGAUGUGAACUGCCCGGGAGAAGAGGCGUGUGGAGACACUCAGAAGAUGGCAGCGGUAGACAUGCUUGGGUUGUCCCUUGGGGAGAGGUCUGAAACAAGCAACAUAUCUGAAGAAUGUGAGCCAGGUACAUCAAGUGAACAGAAUAGAUUAAAACAAAUAAAAGUCGAGCCUGAAGAUCAAGUAAUAAUGCAAGUUACUGUUCCAGAACAUACGUUUAAUUCCAAUGAAUUGCCUGACUGUUUGAAGACUCAAAUGAAUACAGAAAACUCCACUUGUGUGCUCGACAUAGGAACAGUUUCUGAAAAAGGAAUAACUGUUGACUCAAGACUUAACAGAGUGGAUGGGAAACAUAUAGAUGAGGGCAUUGGAGAUAUUAUUCGACAACUAAGAAAACGAGUGGAAAAUGCAUUUAAUAAAAAAUAUGCGAAAGCAAUUGGUGCCUCACACCCUGUUAAAGUGCCAUAUUCUAAAUUCUUGAUGUACCCGGAAGAUCUGUAUGUUGUGGGCCUACCCGAUGGGGUCUCAUUUCGGCGACCCAACUGUUUUGGAAUUACAAAACUCAGAAAGAUACUAGAAAACAGCAACACCAUUGAGUUUGUGGUAAAAAGGCCAGAAUUGAUUUCUGAAGGACUUAAGGAGAGUAUGAAUGAUACUAGUGGUCCUAUAGGAGUCGUCGAGAAAGAUUGUAAUGAUCCCACACUGGAUGAAACCUCAAAGAGACCUAGUUUUCAAGAAAAUUUUGAUGCCAGGCUUUCCAGGAUAGAUAUUGCCAAUACUUUGCGAGAGCAGGUGCAAGACAUGUUUAAUAAAAAAUAUGGCGAAGCACUUGGAAUUAAGUACCCAGUUCAAGUACCCUAUAAACGCAUUAAGAAUAACCCUGGCUCUGUUAUAAUAGAAGGCCUGCCUCCAGGAAUUCCUUUUCGAAAACCCUGUACGUUUGGAUCACAGAAUCUAGAAAGGAUAUUGGCAGUGGCAGAUAAAAUCAGGUUCACGGUUACAAGGCCAUUUCAGGGACUCAUUCCGAGACCUGAUGAUGAAGAUGCCAAUAGACUGGGAGAAAAAGUGAUUCUUCGUGAACAAGUAAAAGAGCUGUUUAAUGAAAAAUAUGGUGAUGCCCUAGGGUUGGGCCGUCCAGUACUAGUACCUUACAAGUUAAUCAGGGAUAAUCCUGAUUCUAUAGAAGUCACUGGUCUGCCAAAUGACAUUCCAUUCAGGAACCCAAAUACUUAUGACAUAACACGACUGGAAAAAAUAAUAAAAGCACGGGAAAACAUUCAUAUGGUGAUAAUAAACCAAUUACAGCCAUUUUCAGAGAUAUGUAUAGAGCCACCAUCACAAUUACACAAAGACAGCUUUACUCCCAAGCGAAAAAGAAAGCGAAUUUCUGAAGGAAACUCUGUGUCCUCAACAUCAUCCAACUCUUUAUCGUCCUCAUCUUCUUCUUCUUCCAAUAUAGAACCCAUCUCAUCAGCACAUCCAAUGUCACUAGUGCAAUGGCCCAUGUAUAUGCUGGACUAUGGAGGUGUAAAUAUGCCGAUUCCUGGACAAAUGAAUUACUAGUCUCCUCAGAUGGAGGUUGAAUGAAAAUAUGUAAUUAUUGUAUAAAAUGUAUACGAUGGUAUUUAACAAUGCCUUUUAGUUUUUUUCCAAUCAUUUUUACAGUCUGUUUCUGCCAUACAAGACAGCCUUUUGA